This is a messenger RNA of Aegilops tauschii subsp. strangulata, 812 nucleotides long. RefSeq lists its product as uncharacterized. NCBI's taxonomy places the organism in Eukaryota, Viridiplantae, Streptophyta, Magnoliopsida, Poales, Poaceae. The record is from RefSeq and is a predicted model, not a curated record. Gene Ontology annotation, cellular component: Ctf18 RFC-like complex. Gene Ontology annotation, biological process: mitotic sister chromatid cohesion.
AAAGGGCGGGAAAGCAGCCCGCCAACAUCCAGCAGAAAGCCUCGCGAACCAAUCUCUCUCCUCCUCCUCCCCUGUCUCCACAUCCGAUCCGAGGCGAGGCGGCGAUGCAGAUCCAGGUCCGGUGCGGGUGCGGCGAGGCGGCGUGCCCGGAGUGGGCGGUGGUGGAGGUGCAGGGCGUGCUGCAGCCGCAGCCCUGCUUCUCCGGCCGCAUCCAGGGUCUCCACAUCGGCCGCCUCUGCUCCACCUCCUCCGCCCCGACUUCCAAGGGCGGGUACACCUUCACCGUGGGGUACCAUGAGCUCGCCGGCUCGAAGGUGACUCUCAAGAAACCCCUGCUUGUGCUGAGGAAGAAGAAGAACGACAACGGAGAUACCGGCGAGCUCGGCCAAGGUGGACCGGCGGCGGCGGCGGAGGUGGAGCUGGAGGUGAUCGGUAUCAUCCGGCACAAGAUUCUCUUCAAGGACCGCCCCAAGGCUCUCAUCUCAAAGCCGGUGCCCAAGGAGAAGAAGGCCCUGCCGGCAGCGGCGACCCCAUCAACCGUGCCUCCCGCUUCCUGAAGAAUCCUCUUUCUGACUAAAAAAAAGUUUGUUAAGGAUCUGUAGCUCCCUGGGGGUUCUGAUUGUGCCCGUUUGUUUCCCCCGUCUAGUUAGUGGUCACAUCUUCCUCUACCAUUGUUGUGCUUGUGCCGUACGUAUACCAGUAUGAAUUUCCCGUCUCGUUGAAGCACACUAGUGACAAAAUAGCUGAAACUUCUGGGGCAGUUUGGGUCCACUGCUGCUAUGGGAACCAAAUACCACCAUCAUAUUUGCUUA